CGCCCCUCUUUCGUUCCUCCCUUGGCGGAGAGGCGACGUCGGGGAGGAGGAGGAGAGAAAGGGGAGGGAAAGGGAGGACGAGGAGGACCCCGCCUUCUUCUGCUCCGGCUUCUCCUUCCAUUCAGCGCUCGGAGGGAGAAGCGAGAAGAGGAAGGAGCAACGAUGGCUCUGGACGGUAUUCGGAUGCCAGAUGGCUGUUACGCGGACGGGACGUGGGAGCUCAACGUCCAUGUCACAGACAUGAACAGGGAUGUAACUCUGAGGGUCACUGGGGAAGUCCACAUUGGCGGUGUCAUGCUGAAAUUGGUGGAAAAACUUGAUGUCAAGAAAGAUUGGUCUGACCACGCUUUGUGGUGGGAAAAGAAGAAAACCUGGCUCCUUAAAACUCACUGGACCUUGGACAAGUAUGGAAUACAGGCCGAUGCGAAACUACAGUUCACUCCUCAACACAAACUGCUCCGGCUCCAGCUUCCCAACAUGAAAUACGUGAAGGUGAAAGUCAACUUCUCUGACAGAGUCUUCAAAGCCGUGUCUGACAUCUGCAAGACCUUCAACAUCAGACAUCCAGAGGAGCUCUCCCUCUUGAGGAAGCCUAGAGACCCAACGAAGAAGAAAAAGAAAAAGCUGGAUGAUCAGUAUGAUGACGAAACGCUGGAGCUGGAAGGGCCGCUCAUCACCCCAGGAUCAGGCUCUGAUGUUCUUUACAUUGGUCCAGUGAAAGGGAGCAUUUAUUCAAGCCCAGGGCUUUACAGCAAAACCAUGACCCCAACCUACGAUUCUCACGACGGGAGCCCCUUGUCUCCAACCUCGGCUUGGUUCGGGGACAGCGCUUUGUCAGAAGGGAAUCCGGGCAUCCUUGCCGUCAGCCAGCCCAUCACCUCCCCAGAAAUCUUAGCCAAGAUGUAUAAGCCACAGACGCUUCUGGACAAGGCCAAGAUCAACCAAGGGUGGCUCGAUUCUUCCAGGUCCCUUAUGGAGCAAGAUGUGAAAGAGAACGAAGCCUUGCUUCUCCGGUUCAAGUACCACAGCUUCUUUGAUUUGAAUCCUAAGUACGAUGCCAUCAGAAUCAACCAGCUGUAUGAACAGUCCAAAUGGGCUAUUCUCUUGGAAGAAAUAGAAUGUACAGAGGAGGAGAUGAUGAUGUUUGCAGCAUUACAGUACCACAUCAAUAAGCUAUCGAUCAUGUCAUCAGAAAAUCACUUAAACAACAGCGACAAAGAAGUGGAUGAAGUGGAUGCUGCACUCUCUGACCUGGAGAUUACCCUCGAAGGCGGGAAGACCUCCACGAUUCUGGGUGACAUCACUUCCAUCCCAGAGCUGGCGGACUACAUUAAAGUAUUCAAGCCAAAGAAGUUGACCCUGAAGGGUUACAAACAGUAUUGGUGCACCUUCAAAGAUACCUCUAUCUCCUGUUACAAGAGCAAAGAGGAAUCCAACGGCACUCCGGCUCACCAGAUGAACUUGAGAGGGUGUGAAGUGACUCCUGAUGUCAACAUCUCGGGCCAGAAGUUCAACAUAAAACUCUUGAUCCCAGUUGCUGAGGGCAUGAAUGAAAUUUGGCUCCGUUGUGAUAACGAAAAGCAGUAUGCACACUGGAUGGCCGCUUGCCGGCUGGCCUCCAAAGGCAAGACCAUGGCCGACAGCUCCUACAACUUGGAAGUCCAGAACAUCUUGUCCUUCCUGAAGAUGCAGCACCUGAACCCCGACCCUCAGAUCAUCAGCGAGCAGGUCACAACGGACAUCAACCCCGAGUGUUUGGUUUCCCCGAGGUACCUGAAGAAGUAUAAGAACAAGCAGCCAAGCCAUAUAAGAGACUUGAUCACGGCCCGGAUCUUGGAAGCCCAUCAAAAUGUGGCCCAGAUGAGCCUCAUUGAAGCCAAGAUGAGAUUCAUUCAAGCCUGGCAGUCUCUACCGGAGUUCGGCAUCACCCACUUCAUUGCAAGGUUUCAAGGGGGCAAGAAGGAGGAGCUGAUUGGAAUCGCUUACAACCGGCUCAUCCGGAUGGAUGCCAGUACCAGUGAUGCCAUCAAGACGUGGCGGUUCAGCAACAUGAAGCAAUGGAACGUGAACUGGGAAAUCAAAAUGGUGACGGUGGAGUUUGCCGACGAGGUCCGCGUCUCCUUCAUCUGCACCGAAGUGGAUUGCAAAGUGGUGCAUGAGUUCAUCGGCGGCUACAUCUUCCUCUCGACGCGGGCCAAGGACCAGAACGAGAGCCUAGACGAAGAGAUGUUUUACAAACUGACCAGCGGCUGGGUGUGAGCCGGACGGACCCUUUCUGCCACGCUGACGUCAGACUCGAAAUGGCCAUAUUAAUAUUUAACUUCAAAAGCUGUUAUUUGAAAUAUGCUGCUUAAUCAAGUUAAGCUUGAAGUGUAUCUUUUUCCCUCCUCUUUUCUUAAAAAAAACAACAACAAAUCAUGGAAACCUCUGCCUUAGCAGACCGGUCCGUUUGUGCUGGAACGAGACCAUAAUAAUAAUAGUACGGACCGUUCGCUUGUGCCUCUUUUCCUCCUGAGCAAAGGAGCUGCCGAUCAGGUCAAUUGUUUCUUACCGUUGUAAGCUAACCAAACCGAUCAGGUCGAUUGUUUCUCACCGUUGUAAGCUAACCAAACUGACGAAAUAACCCUUAAGCCAUUUAAACUCUUAAAGAUACCCAGGGCCUAGUCUAUAUGAAGUCUAUUUAUCAUGUUUAAUGCAUGUUUUGUGAGGUUUUUUAAAAAAACGAAUAGAUAUAUAUAUAUUGUAACGUGGACGGUCCCAUGUGUUCCUGCCUUUCGGUGUGCAAUUAGGAAGGGCUUUCGCACGGACUCCUUCCUGUUGCGCAGCCAUGGUGCUCAGUGUAUGAUGAUGAUGAUGAUGUCCCUCGGCCCUAUGUUUUCCACACUACAUAUCCCAGGCCCUUGCAGGAGGAGGAGCCUGGCGCUUUGACCGAAGCAAUCAUGCGUGGCCUUAGAAAAAUAGAAAAUUACUCCUCUGUUUUAAGGUUUUAAGCCCUCUGAAGCAGGUAGGUGCAAACUUGGACCCUCCCUCCAGGUGUUUUGGACUGCAACUCCCACAAUUCCUAACAGCCGGUAGGCUGUUAGGAAUUGUGAGAGUUGCAGUCCAAAACACCUGGAGGGCCCAAGUUUGCCCGUACCGGCUCUAAACUUCCCCAUUUGAUAACCAUGUAUAUCUUGUGCGCGUCUGCCUCUCUCCUUUCUCUCUCGACCCUUUCUCUCGUCUCAGAUUUAUUUUUUAACACCGUAUUGUAUUACAAAACACCUUUAGUAUUCACCAGCAUAGCCACUUCUGUGUACCUAAUAAGACGAUUAUGCAAAAACGUUUUUCAUUACAAUAUGAAGUAAAAGGUCUAUGAAGUAAGUAUAAGGAAUUUUUGUGCGUGCGUGUGUGUGUAACUAAUGUAAAAACACAAAUUUUAUAAAAAGUGUACAGGUUGUUCGUUCCUUUUGAAGAUGAGUUUCACAAGCCAAAGUAGGAGCUGCGGUAGGAGCGACCAUUCUCGGCCUUAAUACAGUCUUGUUUUGUUUUUUAACCUUAAGUUAAAAUUCCUGAUUAUUAUUAUUAGGUCAUAGCUGAACCCAGAAGCCCUUAAUGAGGGAACUCAGUUGCCUGGAUGGAGUUGGGAUUUCCCACCCUAAAAAAAGUUAACCCUAUAACAUCCCAGGGAGACCUCAACCCACCCAAUGCCAAGGCAGAAAGCAGUAUUGUGUUCCCUCGCCUGUGAGAGAAUGACUUAUGUACAAAUGCAUUGUAUUUUAAAAUAAAGGUCGGAUCUUUUAUUUAA
Anolis carolinensis (green anole) is the source of this 3784-nucleotide messenger RNA. It is a transcript of the gene fermt2, whose product is annotated as FERM domain containing kindlin 2. The transcript has 17 exons. Bases 163 to 2259 code for a protein of 698 amino acids. Gene Ontology annotation, biological process: cell-matrix adhesion; integrin-mediated signaling pathway. Lineage: Eukaryota; Metazoa; Chordata; Lepidosauria; Squamata; Anolidae. Gene Ontology annotation, cellular component: extrinsic component of cytoplasmic side of plasma membrane; focal adhesion. The record is from RefSeq and is a predicted model, not a curated record. Gene Ontology annotation, molecular function: integrin binding.